AAAAGUGGACAGUGACUAUUCCCACGGGACAUUUGGUGGCUACAGUAGGAGGAAAGACUGAACUUAGCUGCCAGUUGUCUCCACCACAAAGUGCAGAACACAUGGAGGUGUCCUGGUUCAAGGGUGACCGUUCCAGGCUUGUUCACCUAUACAGAGAUGGCCAUGAAGUGAAAGGAAAAGCUGCCCAGGAAUAUGUGGAUCGCACAGAGUUUGUGAAAGAGGCCAUUGGGGAGGGCAAAGUGACUCUCAGAAUUCAUAAUAUCAGCAUUUCUGAUAAUGGACUGUACCAGUGUUCAUUUAAGGAUGGUAACUUCAGUGAUGUGGCCAGCAUGAACCUGAGUGUAGCAGCAUUAGGCUUGGGGACACAGAUCCAUAUUUGGGCACCUACCAUUAAUGGACUUACGGUGGAAUGUGACUCAGGAGGCUGGUUCCCACAGCCGGAGAUGGAGUGGAGAGACAGCAAGGGAGAGGUAGUUCCACAUUCAUCAAAAUCCUAUGCACAGAAUGGAGCUGGAUUAUUCCAGGUGAAGAUGACUCUUCUCCUCAGAAACAAAUCACAGGACCAUGUGGUUUGCUACAUUCGCAACCCUCUGUCAGGGGAAGGGAAACAAAUAAGUCUCAUCUUAAAUGAUUCCCUGUUUCUUCCGGUCCACACUUGGCUGAUUAUUUUAAUUUCACUUUCUUUUUUGAUAUUACUUGUGAUCACUGUGCUCUUUGGCUGUCGAUGUUUCAAAAAUCCAGUGCUUGGAUGUGACUUCAUUCGCUUCUUGAACUCUAUUUUUAGUCAAGCCUUGUGUUUUGUAUGCUUUUGUGUAAUUCUCGGUAUAUAUCUGCUAUUCCGGAUAAGAGUUUCUAUUCCAGAUCCUUUCUUUUCCUUAUACAACAACUGGAUAUGGGAUAUUACAUGGAUGGUAGGUGUUCUGAUGCUGUUUUACAUUGCGCUUAUCUAUUUUUUAUACUUCACAGUAAGAGGUAAGUGGUCAAGGUUAGUCAUGACUCUGAUCUGUCCUUUUUCUAGCACAUAUUUAUAUUCCAUUCCCUGUAAGGUCCUACUUUCUGUCUGGUUAUUAGCCUAA
Molecule: messenger RNA, 1076 nt
Organism: Miniopterus natalensis
Lineage: Eukaryota; Metazoa; Chordata; Mammalia; Chiroptera; Miniopteridae
Source: RefSeq, a predicted model, not a curated record